CUUGUAGUUGCAGGAGUUCACAGUCGCCAGAAACGCAACCUCAAAAAUGUAAAGAACAACUUCAGUGUAACUGUCAGUCAUAAUAAUCGUGAUGGCAUCAAAAGGGAAGUCCAGCUGGGUAAUAAGGGUAUUAGGGGGAGACAUGGCAGACCUGGUUCCCCAGGUAAGCAUGGUCCACCCGGACCACGCGGGCCCCAAGGACCUAAAGGAAACAAAGGUGCACAAGGAGAUCAGGGACCAUCUGGGCCUAAAGGCGAAGAGGGCCCUCAUGGACCCAAGGGAGAUCCCGGUGAAUCCAUCUCAGCUCCUUCUAUUUUGUCACCUCCAGUGUCUACGGUGGUAAACGAAACUGGUAUAGCCUCGUUGCAGUGCGAGGUUAAAGGAAAUCCAACACCUCAGGUCACGUGGAUGAAACAAAAUUCCAGUCUUCCUUUCGACAAACGAAUUAUACAAUCACGUGGUGGACUGAUGAUUCGAGAUGUGACGUCACAAGACGGAGGUGUGUACACAUGUAAGGCGAGAAAUAUUCUUGGAGUCAUGACUUCAUCGGCCAUUUUAACUGUUCAAGGUAAUUUACUUCCCAAUUUUAAUGUCCCAGUAGUCUUAAUUCACUGUCAUACAACUAAACAACUAAAAUAAUGUUACAGUACUAGCAAUAAAGUAUAUUGCACCUAAGCUUCGAAAGAGCUUCGGGUCGAUAUCUUGAAUAUGCACUUGUUAGAACAUAUAAUUGCACAAGCAUUGGGUACCCCAUGCUACUAGGUCCCGGAGUCCUAGUAAAAAAUCAUGACGCUGUGGAAUUCUGAUUACGCCAGUAUGACAUCCGACUCCGUCGCUUUCGAAAACCAGCAUUUAAACAAAACUGAAGCCUCAGACUUCACAGGGGCGACGGCCUUAAGCUUGUUACAUUCAAUGAAAUAAUUUUUUUGUUCAGGAGUAUGAAAUUACUGUAUUGCAAGGUUUACUCAAAGAAAACUCUUCAUGGAUGCCUCAAAAUGAUCGGGUGAUAUGCUCUUUCGUGUUUAUUAAUUGCAGUUGCUACCUUGAUCACACAAAAGCCUUCCUCUGUUAUCGUUGAAGAAGGAGAAAACGUGACCCUUUUAUGCAAAGCUACUGGAGUGCCGAUGCCAACGGUUACGUGGCGAAAAGCGUUAGGUAUCGUGCCAAAAGAAAAGACUGCAGUAAUCGAUGGGAGCAUGAGCAUUGUAAGUGUAACGAAGGCAGAUGGUGGGACAUACGUAUGCUCAGCAAAAAAUCUCCUUGGAGAAGACUCCGCUGUCGCACUAGUAGCUGUGAUUGACAGGCUAACAUUUACUCUGACGCCUCCAAUAAAGUUUGUAGCCCCUCAGUUAGGUAACUUGAUGCUCAAUUGCAAAGCCCAGGGAUCCAUAGAGAUUUCUUGGAACAGAAAAAACAAAAAUCUUCCUCAGAAUCACGUUAUCUUCCCAAACGGAACUUUAUUUCUAACUCAGGUGACCGCAAGUGAUGCCGGAACUUAUACAUGUGUAGCUAAAAAUUAUCAACGAACAAUUAAGGCAUCGUCUACUGUUGAAGUGCCAAAGAAAACGUCUUGUAGCGGCAUUAAAUCAGGCGGCAGUGGAAGUUCAUCAGGUAAUUAUAUUAUUGACCCUGAUGGCAAAGGAGGCGUGACUCCGUUCAGUGUGUAUUGUGACAUGACUGACAAGGGAGGAGUUGGCGUGACAAUUAUAAGUCACGACAGCGAGAACAGAACAUAUGUUGGUAACAUUCCUGGAUGCGGGUUAAAUAACCCUGGUUGUUACCGUAAAGAUGUGACUUACAAUGGAGUGAGUACCGCUCAGCUAGCAGCACUUACCCGAGUGUCACAGAACUGUGAACAGUUUAUCAAGUUUGAGUGCAGCAGGGAUGUAGGCUUUGUACCGGAGUCGGUUGCCUGGUGGAUGUCACGUGAUGGGAAGAAGAUGAACUACUGGGGAGGAGCAGGUGGAUCAGCCAACAUGUGCGCAUGCGGAGUAACAAAGUCUUGCUCCAGUGGAAAAAAGUGUAAUUGUUACGAUGGUAACAGGGGCUGGACAGAAGACAGCGGUCUGCUGACGGACAAGUCUGCAUUACCUGUGUCACAGAUCAGACUGGCGGACUUGGAUGCCUCAGACGAGGAAGGUUAUCAUACUCUAGGGAAACUCAAGUGUUAUGGCCAGGCAUGA
This is a messenger RNA of Porites evermanni, 2183 nucleotides long. The record is from the annotation of a GenBank genome assembly. Lineage: Eukaryota; Metazoa; Cnidaria; Anthozoa; Scleractinia; Poritidae.